This is a messenger RNA of Pygocentrus nattereri (red-bellied piranha), 3706 nucleotides long. Its product is annotated as Fc receptor-like protein 5. The record is from RefSeq and is a predicted model, not a curated record. The transcript has 14 exons. NCBI's taxonomy places the organism in Eukaryota, Metazoa, Chordata, Actinopteri, Characiformes, Serrasalmidae. The coding region runs from base 27 to 2756 and encodes 909 amino acids. Gene Ontology annotation, biological process: cell surface receptor signaling pathway. Gene Ontology annotation, molecular function: transmembrane signaling receptor activity.
AGUCAGUCAGUCAUUACGGGGACAGUAUGGAGUUCAGGUCUCUCUCUGUGAUACUCUUGCUGACUGUCCUUAUCCACUGUGGACAAACUCAAGAUAAGCCAGUAGUUGUAAUUAAAGAUCCUCCAGGCCGAAAAGAUAUACACAUAGGAGAGACUGUCACUCUAAAAUGUGAAAUACCGGGGGGGGAAGGUCGUGUGUGGACUUACAGCUGGUAUAACAAUGGGAAAGAAGUUCAUCGCUCUGAAGAACAAAGUGAAUACAGGUUUCAGAUGACUGCAAAUUACAGCACGGAAUUUACCUGCAAGGGAACCACAAGAUCCAGUGAUCCUGUUAAAUUAACUUUGUCAGAGAGACCAAAACCUGCGGUGUCCAUACAGCCUGAUGAUCAGGUGUUCAGAGGAGAGGCUGUCACUCUCACAUGUGACAUACAGGGAGGAGGAGUCUCUAACUGGCAGUACAGCUGGUUUAAAGAUGGUUCAUCCACUCCUGUCAGGAAUGAACAGCAGUACAGUAUCAGCUCUGUUACAGAGUCUCACAGAGGAACAUACACCUGUAGAGGAGCAGAGAGAGGAACAUCACGCUACUCACACACCAGUGAUGCUGUUACACUGACUGUAUCAGCUUUACCCACAGCUACACUGACUGUAGAGCCCAGAUGGAGGCCUGUGUUCACUGGAGAGUCAGUGACUCUGAAGUGUGAGAUACAGUCUCACAGUGACUGGAGAUAUCAGUGGUAUAAAGGCAGCAGUAGAACUGCAGUCAGUCAGUCUCAGACAAACACCUUCACCAUCAGAUCAGCAGCAGAUCAGGAUCAGGAUCAGUACUGGUGUAGAGGAGAGAGAGAUUACAGACCCAUAUCAUCACAACGCAGCAACACUGUUACUCUCACAGUGAAAGAGAGACCAAGAGCUGUGGUGUCCAUACAGCCUGAUGAUCAGGUGUUCAGAGGAGAGACUGUCACUCUCAGAUGUGACAUACAGGGAGGGGGAGUCUCUAACUGGCAGUACAGCUGGUUUAAAGAUGAUCCAUACAGACAUGUCAGUAAUGAACAGCAGUACAGAAUCAGCUCUGUUACAGAGUCUGACAGAGGAAAAUACACCUGUAGUGGAACAGAGAGAGGAACAUCACGCUACUCACACACCAGUGAUGCUGUUACACUGACUGUAUCAGCUUCACCCACAGCUGCACUGACCGUAGAGCCCAGAUGGAGCCCUGUGUUCACUGGAGAGUCAGUGACUCUGAAGUGUGAGAUACAGUAUCACAGUAACUGGAGAUAUCAGUGGUAUAAAGGCAGCAGUAGAACUGCAGUCAGUCAGUCUCAGACAAACACCUUCACCAUCAGAUCAGCAGCAGAUCAGGAUCAGGGUCAGUACUGGUGUAGAGGAGAGAGAGAUUACAGACCCACAUCAUCACAACGCAGCAACACUGUUACUCUCACAGUGAAAGAGAGAUCAAAACCUGCGGUGUCCAUACAGCCUGAUGAUCAGGUGUUUAUAGGAGAGACUGUCACUCUCAGAUGUGACAUACAGGGAGGGGGAGUCUCUAACUGGCAGUACAGCUGGUUUAAAGGUGAUCCAAACAGACAUGUGAGUAAUGAACAGCAGUACAGUAUCAGCCCUGUUACAGAGUCUCAAAGAGGAAAAUACACCUGUAGAGGAACAGAGAGAGGAACAUCACGCUUCUCACACACCAGUGAUGCUGCACUGACUGUAUCAGAGAGACCAAAAGCUGUGGUGUCCAUACAGCCUGAUGAUCAGGUGUUUAUAGGAGAGACUGUCAGCCGCAGAUGUGUCACACAGGGAGAAGAAAAACCUAAACCUGAACUCACAUCAAGCCAUAAAGGAGCUGCACUGAUAGGAAAUCCAGUGGUUCUGUACUGUAAGCUGGAUCAGUCUGCUGGAUGGAGGUUUUACUGGUCCAAACACACACAGAGCCCUGAGAAUGAGACCAAGCCUGAAACACACUCCUACACCAUCAGCUCAGUCAGUGUCUCUGAUGGAGGACAGUACUGGUGCAGAGCUGGGAGAGGGACCCCAGUCUACUACACUCACUACAGUGAUGCUCUCUGGAUAAACGUCACUGGUACGACUCGUUCAGACUCUCUGACAGUCAGUCCCAGUAGAGCUCAACAUUUUAGUGCUGACUCUCUCUCACUGAGCUGUGAGGAACAGAGUGACUCUACUGGAUGGAGAGUGAGACGAUACACACACAGUGAGAAGGUGUCAGAUUGUUCAUCAGGCCUGGGAUCAGUUACAGGAUCUACGUGCAACAUCAGCUCCCUCAGCACAUCCCACACUGGAGUGUACUGGUGUGAGUCUGAAUCUGGAGAGAGCAGCAAUCCUGUCAACAUCACAGUGACCAAUGGUGCUGUGAUUCUGGACAGUCCUGUUCAUCCUGUGACUGAGGGAGAUCCUCUGACUCUGCGCUGUUUAUAUCGUGACCCAAAGCCCUCAAACCUCACAGCUGAGUUCUAUAAGAAUGGAUCACUCCUCCAGACUCAGACUACAGGAGAGAUGACCAUCCGUACUGUCUCAAAGUCAGAUGAAGGUCUCUACCACUGUAAACACCCAGAGAGAGGAGAGUCUCCACAGAGCUGGAUCUCAGUCAGAGGUGAAUCUAAAUCAGGAGCUUCAUUCUCAGUGUUCAGUCUGCUCAGUAGUUUAAAGGCAGCAUCUCCGUAUCUGCUGGUGUCCAUUGUGCUGAUGGUGAAAUGCUACAGAUCUCGAGCUAAACCUGAUGAGCUGAACUCAAUGUGACCCUUAACAGAAGCUGGAGCUGGAGAAAGUUUCUUUGGUCAUGGUUAUGAUCUUGUGAGAAGCCCAAGUUUGCGGUUUAGCAGUUUGCAUGGCUGUGCUUUACUUUUCAUAGUUGAGGAACAUGUUAAACCCCAAUUAGAGAUAAUUUCAUCUGGUAAGUCAGUAAUAGAGGUUUUUAAAUAAUGACUCCACUACCCUGUAUGAUCAGUUGAUAUAUCUGAUAACUCGUAAAUGUUCCUCUUAUUUCAUUGCCAGUCAUAUUCACAGCUCUUCUUGUUUCAAAGGUAAACAAAACUGAGAUGUAAUUCUGUUCUGUCGGCUUUAGUGUUUAAUAAAUAUUAAUAAUAAUAUAUUUACAGUUCUCUUGUAACAAACUACCCCUCCUGGGUCUCUGCUGCAGUGCACAUGUGCUUUGGUUUGUUUUCUUUUCUGGCUCCACCCACUCCUCCAUUUCACCCACCUACAGUUGAUCCUGGACUCAUUGGCACUAUUGAUCUGCAUUAGCUUAGCAGCCGUUUAGUCUUGAAACAGGUUUGGUUAAACUGGUAACAUCAGGAGUCCAAUAAGCAAGUUUUCAUCAAAUUAAACCUGACUGCUCUGUCAAAACAAGCACGAGCCUAAAUAAUCCUUACUAAACACCAGCUAAACUGCAUGUACUGUCAAAUUACUUCAUGAUCAGCUCAACUAAAAUUGUGUACAGUGCUGUGUCUUUUGCCACUUUCCAGGAAUAAAGUUCAUGUUAGGCCUCAAAACUAAUGUAAAUAGUUUAAUGUAAUGUAAAAUGGGGGUUUUCCUUUGGUGUCUUUUAACAAAGUUACUCAAAAUAAGUGCUUGAAGUUAUUUUCCCACCUCAGGCUGUAAAAUCAGAGACCAUAAGCUGUUUUUUCUGAAAUGUACUGCAUUUUGAUGACCCUGUAAUGAACUUUUAUGGAGCUGUAUAAAUGACAUUU